AUGGCCACACGCUGCAAUCUCUACCAUGGAGAGCAGUCGAGUGUAGUCGCGGGCCACCCUGUUGUAUACAAGUUCAUCCCCGGCAGGGAUCUUUCCCAACCUCUCGUGGUAUUCGUGCCGGGGAUGGCCCACAACGGACGCAUCUCCUACGGACAUCCAGGAUCACAUAGCAAAGACUUCCUGGCUCACUGGUUCAAUCACUAUGGAUACAGCUUCUUGGCUAUUUCGUAUCCACUGGACGCAGAGCUACCAGUCAUGCCGGCUACGAGUCCGCAUUUCACGAUCCCUGAAUGGGGUACUCAAACUGCUGUGGUGAUCAGCCAGGUCGUAAAGGAAAACAGCAUCGGCGGCAAGAUCAUUAUCCUGGGUUGGAGUAUGGCCGGCAAGCUCCUCAGACCUGUCACAGAGGAGCUACGGAAUUUGGAACUUGAUGCGAAUUUAUUCGUCUCGCUGGCCGCUACGCCGGCUCUUCCCGGUCUCCUCCCCUCUGUGGCAAGGCACCAACUUGAUCAGACGGUAUCGGGCUAUUCGAAGAGGCCGUAUGCCAAUGCGAUCUUCCGCCGGCAUCUUGAUGAACAGGAGAAGAUCAAUGGGCUCAAUGGGUCUCGCUUCAUAAUCGACCCUACCAUUUAUGAGCGGGAUUACCUUGGUGCUACACCUGUCGGUCUGACGGCAUGUGGGUAUGAGUUUGACAUGAACUCCGGAACUUUUGUCGAAGAACGCAACCCCUGGCAGUUGUUAGAGGAUAGCCAGGCACAUGUGUUUUGGAGUUUGCCUAGUAUGGCCGCCAUCGUCCCUACCAGUGGACUCGAUUUCCGCCAUGGUAUCACCGACAAAGCGACGUGGUCAUAUCUCAUUAUCCAACAUACCAUGGCUGAGUUGAGUAGGAACACACGAGUGCGCCGAUACCUACAAGCUGCAGAGGAAUCUUCUGAAGCUAGUCUUGCCGUGGACAGAUCACGCUUCCAAGACCUACAAAAGGUCGUUUCAGAUAUAUCAGAGCUUUUGACCACAGAAAUAAUGGGCAAUCACUUUUUCUUCGUCGGAGAAUUUGGUGCAAAGAAAACCGUGGAUACCGUCAUUGAGUUUCAACAAAAGUUGGAUAGCGUUAAGCAAAGUCUUGCAAAUACGCUCGACAGUCUACUUGGGGCGUCACGCUAA
This is a messenger RNA of Penicillium antarcticum, 1161 nucleotides long. Its product is annotated as thioesterase domain protein. The coding region runs from base 1 to 1161 and encodes 386 amino acids. The record is from RefSeq and is a predicted model, not a curated record. The transcript has a single exon. NCBI's taxonomy places the organism in Eukaryota, Fungi, Ascomycota, Eurotiomycetes, Eurotiales, Aspergillaceae.